AUGUCUGGAGAGUUUCCGAACCUCUUCCCUGUGUCCCAUAACCGCUCCUACGUCGGCGGCGGUGACAUACACUUUGUGAACGACGCUAUCGAGUACUCGCAUGCUUGCUACGCCUACCAGCCAUCUGAGUACGGGAACAAUGGUUUUACGGGUCAUGGUUCCUUCAGCGCAGGCUCAUCGACGACCGUUCUUCAUCCUGGCGCGUCAAGCAUGUCUGAUGCCAGCAGAAGUACUCCACAGGACACUGCUUUGUUGGACAGUUCUAUUGGACACGGUCCGCAUGCAAGUGGACGCUCGUCUUUACAAUUACAUUGCGAUCUAUCACACCUACCCCCGCACCCUCUUGGGAACGAUCAGGCCGUGGAACCCAUGUCUGCUUCAUCAUCCACAUCAGAGGCAAAGCCCCGUAGAUCGUCAGCCGCUCCAGAGAAACGUACGGGAAAGUCUCGAAGAGAGAAGCUCAAACUAGAGCUUGCUCCUGAUCAGCCUCUAACGACACAGGGUAAGCCCCGAACUAGGGUUUAUGUAGCUUGCGUUCAGUGCCGAAGCCGGAAGAUACGUUGCGACGGUGCUAAGCCUGUGUGCCACAAUUGCAGUCGUCGUACCUCUGGCGACGCCUGCUCGUACGAUGUCGCGCCUAAGCGCCGAGGUCCGGAUAAGACACCAGGAGCGCGACAAAGAACUGCGGGGAUGGCCAACACUGAUGGCGAGCGGCCUCGCAGACGACGAAGAACGACAGCCGAGCCGGUCGAUACAAAAGAGUCAUCUUUCGGUGAUUUCGCUGAGACGAGUCGGGGACCAGGUCUGCUAUCUGCGCCGCCACAUCAUAUAUCAUUAAGCCCCCGUACACCAUCGCCACAAUUUCACGGUGGAGACUUCCAGGACGUUCACGCAACGUCAAAUAUGCUUAAUCAGGACCUCACCCCCAUUUCUAUCUCUACUCCCACUGAGAUUCACAUGCCCAUGCAUCAACAUUCGCUGUCACAUCCAUCUUUGUCCUUUCACAAGCCACACGACGACCCGUCGUAUACACAGAGUGAGCUUCAGUACGAGACGGUCCCAUUCGAGUACGCGGUUUCCACAUUGGGCCCCACGUAUUCUACUGCAGGCUCAGACUCACUCGUUACCCACUCUCAGGAUGAGCAGGAUGAUGCAAUACAUGUCAAGGCAGAAUUACCUUCGGAACCAUCCCUCAGGUACGCUAGAGACACCUGGUGGGACGUACUUUUAGGUCUUUAUGCAACGUCAUACGAUCACCCCCAUGGUCAGCCAUUUCAUCUCACGCCGGGGGCACGACACGCAGCUACCCAACAAGUCCACGCAGAUCUCCGUUUCCUCCUCCGCUAUUCCUCGUAUUGGUUAUCUUUUAUUAAUAUCCCGCGGUUAUUGCGGCGAUUGCGUGACCCGGAGAGUCGAUGUAGUUUGCAGCCAAGCUUUGUUUGGUCGGUGCUUGCGCUCGCUACGUUUUUACAGAGUUCGGACGGUGGGCACGGUGCAGGAGCUCACGGGCGGGAUAGAGCGCUCAAACUGAAGGAGGAGGCGCAAUGUGCGCUAGAAGCGAGUCUUACUGCUAGCUGGGUUGACGACAAUCUGGCACAAGCGAGCUGGAUGAUUGCUUUCUUCGAAGUAUGCACUCAUCCCUUGCACGCCACCCAGCGAGUGCGCUCUUCUUUGUCCAUGCUAGACUCGCUGCUUCGUUAUCUCUCACUGGCGACCGUGGACCGCAACGAUCCUCGCGUAACCGUUUUUCCCCCUCGCUGUGCACCAGUAAUUGCUGCAGCUUCAGAAGUACACCACCGGGAUAGCCAGGAAUUUUAUGUUGUCCAGCAUUCGACUCGUACGUCACCAUCGUCUCAAGAUCCAUGUUGGUGCGCGUCGUAUACGUUCGGUCAGAUGUCCCCUAGUGGGAUGGAGCUUGCGCCUCUGUGGAGCCAUACGCCUGCAUGGAUAAACUCCUGGACGGAGGGCGAGAUACAGAAAGAGGAGUGUCGCAGGCUGGUAUGGAGUAGCGUGAUGCUCAUCGCAGGCUACACAUCAUAUAAUGUUGCGGCAAGCAUGCCACAAAUCGAGCUGUUCGCUAUGGACCCUGCUAACUAUGCGGUCCUGUUCCCAGGUGAAUCCCUUAUGUCGUCUAGUAACUUUUCACCAAAAGAAUCGGUAUGGGCCCUUUAUAUGCGCUCCCUGCUGCUUUGGAACAGUUGUGUACGAAUGUACAACGACUUGUCCGUGAGCGAUGCAGAGAAGGGCCGAUUCGUAGCCGAUACUUGGCAGGAAAUUGAUACGAUUGAACAAUUAUUAAGUCGACAUAAGUGCAACAUCGAGCGAACGUUCAUGUUCGUGAGCCGUGAUUAUCUUUUUAUCACUCGUUUAUAUAUUUACCGUGAAGCACAACGGUUCGCCCCUCAUCUUGGAGUAAACGCACACACUAUCCGUCAAAAAGCCGAAGAAUGGUUAACUCACCACAACUCUAUGGCAAAGCGUACAAUGUAUGGUCUACACACAGUGACCGGGCAACCGACAAGCAGUCUUUCCGGCCGACCUUUCUACUUCUGGUGGUUUUUGGGUCAUGUCUUUAGGAGCAUUUCGACUUUGGUAUCGCCGUCUCGUCAUGUACAAUCGUUGGUCGAUCUUCUUCUACGUGCUGCCCCACUCAAGAACCGUCCUGAGAAUGAACGAUUACAAGCCGAUGAACUGUACAGAACUGGUCUUCCUCUUCGGAUACCCUCCCCAAGACAAGCCUCCCCAGAGCCAACAGUCACUCAGCGAAACGCGAACUAUGUUCAUCCGUGCCCUCAUUGCACUCCAGAUAAUUCCUAUGGUUGGAGGUGUCCUCAACCCAUCGUAGAUCCGGAUGUAGACCCAGACAAUGCUUUCCAUGCAGACGAUGGGACACCUCCCGGACAUGCAUAUUGCGGCAAUUGCGAGAACAUUCUUGGAUUGCAAGCCCCUUCUACUACAAAAUGCGACAUGUGUCAAGUGUCGUUCUGUGGCGUUGGUGUCCCUUCACGUUGUGUGGCUGCCCCCCUGAUCACGCAACACCCUCACGGACUAUCUGAUCUUGGCGACCUCAUUCAAUGUGGGGAAAUAUACGACUGUUUUGAUGGAAAUACCGUAGAAGUCGACAUCAUGCUUGACUAUCUGACCUUCCAUUCACUUACACCCAGACACAUCUACCGGGAGAUUGUACUUCACCUCCUGCGACAACCUAGGCAGUUCGCGCCUUUGAUUGAAUUAGAUCUUUUUAUGGACGUUCACAACGUCGCAGGUGGUACCGAUCCAGACCCUACUGCGCCUAGACACAGAAUAUGUCGUGUGUGCGCCACUGAGGUGCUUCUAUGGGGUUUGCGCGACUGGUGGAUACGAGAGAGGAGGAAGGGUCUGUUGGAAGAAUGGGUUACCAAGCGACCAGAUUGUCCGGAUGGAAGCGGAUGCACCAGACAAAAGGAUCACAGCCACGCCAAGGAAUUAAACCAUAUGAUCAUCCCGCCAGAUGUUCAUUCUGAUGCUUCAGGGGAUGACUUGCAACACAGAUAUCAAGGUUCAUCACGAUUAGCACACGGUAUACCCAUCCCGAAUUUGGUCCCGCCUCCACCUGCGAUGUUGGAGAGCGAUCCGGAUGCUUAUCAUGAACUUGAAUAUGAGGUGCGAAGGCUCGCGAGCAUGACCGAUCGGUCCUCGCAAGAUCGUGUGGAUUCGCUGUUAUGA
Molecule: messenger RNA, 3705 nt
Organism: Fibroporia radiculosa
Lineage: Eukaryota; Fungi; Basidiomycota; Agaricomycetes; Polyporales; Fibroporiaceae
Exons: 14
Coding region: 1-3705 (1234 amino acids)
Biological process (GO): regulation of DNA-templated transcription
Cellular component (GO): nucleus
Molecular function (GO): DNA-binding transcription factor activity, RNA polymerase II-specific; zinc ion binding
Source: RefSeq, a predicted model, not a curated record